AUGACCAAGAAAAGGAGGAACAACAGGUGCACCAAGAAGGGCCGUGGCCACGUGCAGCCCACCCACUGCACCAACUACACCUGCUACGUGUCCAAGGACAAGGCCAUCAAGAAGGUUGUCAUCUGCAACAUUGUGGAAGCCGCAGCAGUCAGGGACAGCUCCGAGGCCAGUGUCUUCGACUCCUAUGUGCUGCCCAAACUGUAUGUGAAACUGCAUUACUGUGUGAGCUGCGUGAUCCACAGCAAGGCAGUGAGGAAUCGCUCCCUUGAGGCUCGAAGGGAUUCCAUGCCCCCACCCCAUUCAGACCUGCAGGUGCUGCCCCCAGACCUCCUCCAAAGUUCAUGUAAAGAACUAUCUACCCAUCAACAUUCCUGA
Molecule: messenger RNA, 375 nt
Organism: Trichosurus vulpecula (common brushtail)
Lineage: Eukaryota; Metazoa; Chordata; Mammalia; Diprotodontia; Phalangeridae
Product: 40S ribosomal protein S26-like
Exons: 1
Coding region: 1-375 (124 amino acids)
Biological process (GO): translation
Cellular component (GO): cytosolic small ribosomal subunit; ribosome
Molecular function (GO): mRNA binding; structural constituent of ribosome
Source: RefSeq, a predicted model, not a curated record